AUGGUCCACUCCUUUGCUUUCGUCCUUCUUUUUCUACUCCCCUCGUCCGCUUUCGCAAGCCGGCAUGAUCACCGACAAAACCACAACCACGAACACGUCUCGGCACGACAACUUCCCGGCUCAUGGUUCCACAGAGAUGACCACCCAGUGCGCGCACUCUUCCGACGCGCGGACGCGACAGAUGGGGUUGCCUAUCCUGCAGUGGGCUCCCAGGAAUGGAAAUCUGCUUAUCCAUCUCAAUGGGGGCCGCCUGCGAAGAUUCCAGACACAUGGGCGGCAGCUCUGAAGGCCGCGAUUGAGCGCAAGGCAAUUCCAGACAUCCCAGUAGCCCAGGUGGACAAAAAUGCUCCAGACGGUGGUGGGACCCCAGCAUAUCCCAAAGAAUUUGACCCAAAUGGACCUAUCGUUUGCUCCGCGACCUACAAGUGUCGUAUACCAGGCGAUAUUUGGGACGCCCCAGACGGGCAGUUGGCGUUGAGUUUUGAUGAUGGGCCCACACAAGCCUCCGAUGAGCUGCUGGACUUCCUCAUUGCCAAUAAACAAACCGCUACCCAUUUCAUGAUUGGAAGCAACCUGCUCGACAACCCUAAACAGUUCUUGAAAACUUUCAGCACGAAUGGGGACAUUGCCGUCCACACAUGGAGCCACCAAUACACCACCACCUUAUCAAACGAACAGGUCGUUGCUGAGCUCGGCUGGACAAUGCAGCUUAUUCACGACUCGACUGGUGGCCGCGUUCCCCGAUAUUGGCGCCCGCCUUAUGGCGAUAGCGAUUGCCGAACGCGUGCGAUUGCCAAAGAGGUGUUUGGCCUCACGACCGUCAUCUGGAAUCAAGAUACGGCCGACUGGAGUCUGGCAAGCACCCCGCCAGGCACGACUCUUGCGAAAAUCAACGCGAGCAUGACCGAAUGGCUCAAAACCAAGUCACCUGGAUUGGUCAUUCUUGAACACGAAACGUCGAGCCUGAGUGUGCAAGCAUUCAAGGCUGCCUACCCCGUCAUGAAGGAAACGCAAUGGAAAGUCGUUUCCUUGUCGCAGAUGUUCGGCAAUGGGACUGGUUACUGGAAUGCCGCGGACAACCUGAGCCCCGUCAAACCCGUUGUUAAUCUUGUGGAUGCCACGAAAGCAAAUGCCGGCCCAGUCUCGUCUUCUUCGCGGCCCGCUGCUUCGACACCCACGGGCCAGGUCUUCAAUAACAACAAGAACGCUAGCCCGAGUAGCAAACCGUCGCCGUCACCCUCUGCGAAGAGUAGUGCAACGCUCCAAACCGUUUCCCCGAGGACAAUUUUACUUUCACUGUUUUUUGUUUCUCUCUUCGCAUAG
This is a messenger RNA of Mycena indigotica, 1323 nucleotides long. RefSeq names its product Carbohydrate esterase family 4 protein. The record is from RefSeq and is a predicted model, not a curated record. Gene Ontology annotation, molecular function: chitin deacetylase activity. Gene Ontology annotation, biological process: carbohydrate metabolic process. The coding region runs from base 1 to 1323 and encodes 440 amino acids. The transcript has 4 exons. Lineage: Eukaryota; Fungi; Basidiomycota; Agaricomycetes; Agaricales; Mycenaceae. Gene Ontology annotation, cellular component: membrane.